Messenger RNA from Lactuca saligna, 687 nucleotides. The record is from the annotation of a GenBank genome assembly. Lineage: Eukaryota; Viridiplantae; Streptophyta; Magnoliopsida; Asterales; Asteraceae.
AUGUCGUUUCCUUCACCGCUCCUUUCAAAGACCCUAACAUUCCCAAUAAGAACCCCGUUUCCUCCUAAGCUACCCGCCAAUGGCUUUUUGAGCAAAUUUACAGGAGUGAAGUCUUUAUACAUCGAACUUCCGUUUUCCGAUCACAGAGUUGUCCAGAAUCGUUGUCUGUUCAAGUGGAGGGUUAAGUUUGGUAGCAGAGUACAGUCGUUUGUAUUUCUAUCCCCGAAUUAUGUUUGUGAUAAUGAUGGAAUAUAUCAAAUUGGAAAGGUGGAUGAAGAAAACGAGUUAAUCAGUAUCGCACAGCGUAUCAAUAAAAAACGUGACAUUUCGUAUCGGUGUCUGAAUGAUGUGAUUGCGUGGCAUGUGAUGUUGAUGAACAUUGUUAAGGAUCUACCAAUGUUGGAAGAGGUUUCCAUUACUGAUUCAGGGAGAAGAGGGAGGCUUUCUCUGAGUGGGGAAAAACUCAUUGAGGUGAAGGAAUGGGUACAUUCAGCUUCGGAAGCUGAGAUCAAUAGUCGAAAGGGUUCUUUUAUCGGGACUGAAACUUGCAUUCCCGUUUUGAAGUUGCCAGUUUCAGGUGAAUAUGGUUUUGAAGAUAAAGAAGAAGCUGCAUAUACUGAAGCUGCGAAGGAUGUUUUGGAGAAGGAGAUUAUGCAGACGGAAAUGCUUAAUGCUAUAGGCCUUUAG